Messenger RNA from Phodopus roborovskii (desert hamster), 2779 nucleotides. RefSeq names its product zinc finger protein 862 (gene Znf862). The record is from RefSeq and is a predicted model, not a curated record. Gene Ontology annotation, molecular function: protein dimerization activity. The transcript is spliced from 7 exons. Gene Ontology annotation, biological process: regulation of DNA-templated transcription. The coding region runs from base 128 to 2779 and encodes 883 amino acids. Lineage: Eukaryota; Metazoa; Chordata; Mammalia; Rodentia; Cricetidae.
GCUGCCCCAUCAGCCCCAAAAGGACUGUUCUGUUUCCGACAAGCUGACAGCACCUCUAGGACCACCUGCUGCCAAUCCUGAGCUGUUCUAUGAGUUUGGGCAAGAGACCAAGCCAUGGCUAGGCAACAUGCAGGGCCAGAGGAGUCUCCUGAACCACCAUCCUGGGCCCCUGGGAGACUUUGAUGGCAUAGCUGAGCUCCUGUCAAGCCCAAGAGCUGAACUUGAGGACCCUCCAGGAAGUGGAGCCAUCCCUGCAUUGUAUCCAGAGUGUAUGUCAGAUUUGAGGCAAAAAGACGUUGGUAGUGGCAUCCUCCAUCCCCCAAAUAGCAACAUGUGUAAGGACACUAUUGAAUUCUGCAGCCAGGAGCCUUCUGACAAUGAGCAGCUGAAGGAUUCCAGGGUGUUUGGAGAGCUCGCUGCAACGUUUGAGGAUGUGGCGGUAUACUUCACUCGGGAGGAGUGGGGUCUGCUGGACAAGCAGCAGAAGAGGCUCUACAGAGAUGUGAUGCAGAUGAACUAUGAGCUGCUGGCUUCCCUGGAACCACCUGCUGCCAAGCCAGACUUGAUCACAAAACUGAAAUGCAAAGCUUCACCCUGGAUCAAGGACCCUAAUGGGCUAAAGUCAGGGAAAAGUCGUUCCCUUGGUGAGUCAAGCCUUAUCAGCAUGUUUGAAGGAGAAGUGGACAGACCUAGCAGAGUCAAGAAGACAUACAGGCCCCGUUCCAUUCAGAGGUCGUGGUUUGGGCAGUUCCCCUGGUUAGUAAUGGACUCCAAGGAGACCAAGCUGUUCUGCUCUGUUUGCAGAGAAAGACCAACUCUCCACGACAAGUCAUCCCGUUUGGUCCAAGGUUACACUGGGCCUUUUAAAGUGGAAACUUUAAAAUACCAUGAGGUCAGUAAGGCACACAAACUGUGUGUCAACACUGUGGAGAUCAGAGAUAACAGUCCUCAGCCUACUCUCACUCCAGAGAUCUCCAGUGACCUCAUGGCCAACAUGGAGCCCUUCUUCAAUGCUGCCUAUUCCAUUGCGUACCACUCCAGGCCUCUGAAUGACUUUGAGAAGCUCUUGCAACUCCUCCAGAAUACUGGCACUACGCUAUUAGGUAAGUACCGGAAUCGCACUGCCUGCACGCAGUUCAUCAAGUAUAUCUCCGAAACUUUGAAGAAGGAGAUCCUAAGAGACAUUCAGAACUCCCCAUGUGUGAGCCUGCUAUUGGACAGCUGCACAGACUCCUCCAACCAGGCCUGUGUGGGGAUAUACAUGCGCUACUUGAAGCAGAUGGAGGUGAAGGAGUCAUAUAUCACCCUAGCCCCUCUCUCCAGUGAGACAGUAGAUGGGUACUUUGAGACCAUUAUUGCUACCCUGGAUGAGCUGGAUAUCCCUUUCCGGAAGCCUGGUUGGGUGGUAGCUCUGGGAACUGAUGGGUCUACCAUGCUGAGCUGCAAGGGAGGCCUUGUGGAAAAGUUCCAGGAGAUCAUCCCUCAGCUGCUGCCUGUGCACAGUGUGGCCCACCGGCUUCAUGUGGCAGUGGUGGAUGCUUGUGGGAGCAUUGAUCUGGUGAGGAAGUGUGAUCGGCACAUCCGGACUGUCUUCAAGUUUUAUCAGUCCUCAAAUAAGAGGCUCAGUGAGCUGCAGAGUGUUGCAGCUCCCUUGGAGCAGGAAAUCAUCCGUCUGAAGGACUUGAACACUAUCAGAUGGGUGGCCAGCAAAAGACGCACUCUGAACACACUCAUUGUGUGCUGGCCUGCCCUAGCCAGGCAUCUUCAGAGAGUGGUGGAGGCUGGCGGCCAGAUUGGUCAGAGAGCCAAGGGCAUGCUGAAGCUGAUGAAGGGCUUCCAUUUCAUCAAGUUCUGUCACUUUCUUUUGGAUUUCUUGAGCAUCUACAGGCCUCUGUCUGAGGUGUGCCAGAAGGAGCUUGUGCUGGUCACAGAAGUGAAUUCUACCCUGGGGCAUGCCUAUGUGGCGCUGGAGAGUCUCCGCCAACAGGCAGGGCCCAAAGAAGAAGAGUUCAAUGCCAGCUUCCAGGAUGGGCAGCUCCAUGGCAUCUUCCUGGACAGAGUGGAGAUGGCAGAGCAGUGGUUCCAGGCAGACAGGGAGAGAACGAUCCUGACUGGGGUCGAGUACCUCCAGCAGAGGUUUGAUGCAGACCGCCCCUUGCAGCUCAAAAACAUGGAGGUAUUAGACACCAUGGCCUGGCCUAGCAGGAUCGAACUGUCCUGCUUUGGGAACAAUGACAUUCUCAGCCUUGCCAGGUAUUUUGAACUUUCCCUCCCUGUGGGGUACAGUGAGGAAGCGCUGCUGGAGGAGUGGCUGAGCUUGAAAGCAGCUACCCAGAACCUCCCAUUCUCCGUGCUAUGUAAGAAUGCCCUGACUCAACACUGCCGAUUCCCUCUACUGAGCAAGCUCAUGGCCGUGGUGGUCAUCGUGCCCAUCUCUACUUCUUGCUGUGAACGGGGAUUCAAGGCCAUGAACAGGAUCAGAACUGAUGAGAGGACUAAGCUUUCCAAUGAGGUGCUCAACACACUCAUGAUGACGGCAGUGAAUGGCGUGGCAGUCACAGAAUAUGACCCCCAGCCAGCCAUCCAGCACUGGUACAUGACCUCUUCAGGACGACGCUUCAGCCACAUCUAUGCUCAGGUGCCUACCCACUCCCAUGCCAAAGGCGGGGUUCAGAGACGCACCAACGCAGAUUCGCUUGGUUCAGGGCCUGGGAUCCCGUUGCGCAUGCUCACCGCCCUCUUCCAGGCCGUGCACCUGCUUGGAGAAUCCGCUGUUUGA